AUGCCAUACGUGGAUGGUGUCCCUGUCAGCGCUAUUCGGACUCCCGUCCUAGCAGCAGGGACGGGCCAGGAGAUCAGCCUCGCGUACAUUUUGCAGGGUAUAGAUACGGAUAUCAAUUCAGGAUUUUACUACAAUGGGACAACAAACAUCGUGAUACGCUGGGAACAACCAGUAGAGUGGGUGACGAAUUUUGGCUUGUUAUCUGAAGCCGAAUUCAAUGCAUCUUACAAUGGCAGUGCAGGCUGUGUUGCGCCAACCACAUCAUUAAGUCCAUUUGGCUAUGUUCGAGUGGACCCUGGAACAAUACUUACCCACCCCAUUUUCUAUACUACAAGCACCGACUACUCCAGCUUGAUUCAACUCUGUGGGCCCCCAACCACAUUCUACUCGUUCGUGGCCCUGACCAAUACAGUCGACGGCAGCCUCGCUUGGGCAGCAACUGACUGGGUGGCUGCCAAUAAUGCUACCAACCCUAUCUGCCCGGACUCCCCCACUGCCUGGGGCUAUAUCAAGUUCGGCAUAGGCUACUGCCCCUGCCCGGCUCAGCCCCCGCCGCCAAGUCCCCCACCUCCGCCACCUAUGCCGCCUGCACCAUCCUGCGGUGUCAUACUGACAACCAGCCAAGGUGUACCAGUAUCGGGUAUCAGGGCCCCAUUUCGAUCCAGCCGAACCGGGGAGGAGAGCCCUAAAUCCCCCAAGGUGCCCAAGGCGCCCACCCCACCAAAAGCGCCCAAGGCGCCCAGCCCACCAAAGGCGCCCAAGCCCCCGAAGGUUCCCAAGGCACCGCAGCUCUCACCCCCACCCCCAUUCGGCGGGGGCAACACCUUCCUUGUGGACAACUUCCCCUUCUUCGCGUCCUGCAGUGUCCGUGACACUAACCUGAGGCCGCCGUACCGAGCAUCAACGCCAACAGGGCCCGUUAACCUCACCUCCACCACCGCCACCUACUGCUUCCACCUGGUAGCCACGAAUAGCAGCGGCAGCCCCUGUGCGGGAAUGAACAUUAACAGACUCGAGUUUAUCGUCAACAGCACUUGUGUCAACGAGGAGCCCAAGGCGCUACGCGCCGCCACCGUCAACGGUAAUUCAGUUUACCCACUUUUCAGCCCCAAGACCUGGAAGGGCGAGUUGUACGGCAUGAUGACGUUCCGCCGCCUGAGCGAUAUCUUUCCCACAACCCCCUCCGGUGGCUUGUACAUCUGCUUGGAGCUGGGUAGGACCAGUCGCUGCAGCACGCUGGCAGGGCUGUGCUACGGCCGCAGCAGCUGUGUGUUCGCGAUAUCGGACACGGAUUUCACCUGUUGUGCCACGAGCCAAGCACCGGCCUCAUGA
Messenger RNA from Volvox carteri f. nagariensis, 1332 nucleotides. RefSeq lists its product as uncharacterized. The record is from RefSeq and is a predicted model, not a curated record. The coding region runs from base 1 to 1332 and encodes 443 amino acids. The transcript has 4 exons. Lineage: Eukaryota; Viridiplantae; Chlorophyta; Chlorophyceae; Chlamydomonadales; Volvocaceae.